CUGCGCAAGUGAAAUAUCACAUGGAAACAUGGAAUCAGCUUUCAUGACAACAGACUAAAAAAUAAGUAAACAAAAGAAUUAGUAUAAAAUAUUUACAUUUUAUUAUUAACAUUAAGUAUUAUUAAUUAUAAAUAUUUGUUAAUAAAUCAAGUGACAAUGUCAAUCACAAAAGAAUCAAAAACAAAUUUAUUAAUUAGAGACAAGAUGAAUGAAACAAUAUCACCAGAAACUAUUGAUAAUGUUGAUGAUUCUGAUCAAGCUGAUCAACAAAGCUCACCUGAAACUGGUUAUCAAAUGCGCCCACAAUUAUCAGAAAAAUUUAAACCACAAGUUGUUAAAGAACUUAUUCACAAUGUUCUCUUUGAUCAAUUAUCAACAAAAAAAUAUAAUAUUGAAGAAGUCAACAUAUGGAUCAAGAUGAUUGCUGAUACAAUUAGAAAUAAAGUUAAAGAGCUUAAUUAUAAACAAUAUAAAUUUAUAGUUAAUGUUGUUAUUGGUGAGCAAAGAGGAGCUGGUGUUAAAAUGGGCAAUCGUUGUCUUUGGGAUGCUGAAGCAGACAGUUAUGCUCAUGGAAAUUAUUCAAACGAAACAAUGUUUUGUGUAGCCUGUGUCUAUGCUGUUUUUUUUUACUAAAAAAAAAUAUAUUUAAUUAAUUUUAAUAUUUAU
Messenger RNA from Aphidius gifuensis, 666 nucleotides. RefSeq names its product dynein light chain Tctex-type protein 2B-like. Gene Ontology annotation, cellular component: cytoplasm; cytoplasmic dynein complex. The record is from RefSeq and is a predicted model, not a curated record. Gene Ontology annotation, biological process: microtubule-based movement. Gene Ontology annotation, molecular function: dynein intermediate chain binding. Lineage: Eukaryota; Metazoa; Arthropoda; Insecta; Hymenoptera; Braconidae. Bases 157 to 633 code for a protein of 158 amino acids. The transcript has 4 exons.